Misgurnus anguillicaudatus (oriental weatherfish) is the source of this 1912-nucleotide messenger RNA. It is a transcript of the gene tmeff2b, whose product is annotated as transmembrane protein with EGF-like and two follistatin-like domains 2b. The record is from RefSeq and is a predicted model, not a curated record. Gene Ontology annotation, molecular function: protein binding. Lineage: Eukaryota; Metazoa; Chordata; Actinopteri; Cypriniformes; Cobitidae.
GUCAGAGUCAGACACCAGCCGAGAAAGACGCACGCAGGCAGCUCAUAUAGGAAGCGAGAUGAAGACACCGCAACAUUUUCCUAACAGAAUGGAGUGAGGAUCAACUAGUGGACCCGGACAGCUUUUCCCAAAUUCACGCUUGGAUGUGUUUAUUCAUCGGCUUCGACUUCCAGCCCUCUGGUUUUCGGGACACUUGCACGUGAAGUCCAGAGCGCACCCACACACGGGGAUCAGCGCGGCAUUGCGCAGAAGAUGUGCAUCACCGCCGAGCUGCUGAGAUCUGCGUCGCCUGCGCGCAUCGUGGGUUCGAGUCCGUCCCUUCAUGUCUGCGCUCCGCGUCAUUCCCGGUGAACUGAGAUGGCUCUUUGCGCUGUGGUGCGACGGACACGCAGACCGCGGCGGGCGAGUUGGACACAUGCAGUUGUAAUCGCGACCUAUUGCUUUCUGUGCAUAUUGCCAUUGAAACAACUUUGCGCGUUUCCUUCUUCGCUGAGCGACUGUCAGACACCCACCGGUUGGAACUGCUCCGGGUUCGAGGAGCAAGACACAGAUCUCUUUCUUUGCGACACAAACACAUGCAAGUUCGACGGAGAGUGUUUGCGAAUCGGGGACACGGUGACGUGCAUCUGCGAUUUCAAGUGCAGCGGUGACUAUGCUCCGGUGUGCGGUUCUAAUGGGGAGAGCUAUGAGAACCACUGUCUCCUGCGUAAAGACGCCUGUAAGCUCCAGACGGAGGUGUUGGUGGCGUCGGAAGGUGCCUGCCCUGUCGAUGCUGGCUCUGGAUCAGGGGAUGAUGUUAAUGAAGGAUCUGCAGAGAUCAGUCAGAAGGAGACGUCAACUUGCGAUAUUUGUCAGUUCGGGGCAGAGUGCGACGAGGAUUCGGAGGAUGUUUGGUGUGUGUGCAACAUUGAUUGCUCCCACAUCAGCUUUAAUCCCGUUUGCGCAUCGGACGGCCGUUCCUAUGACAACCCCUGCCAGGUGAAAGAGGUGUCGUGUCAGAAACAGGAAAGGAUUGAGGUCAAAUACCUUGGACAUUGUAAGGAGGAGAAAGACCAGGUGAGCGAGGUACCGUGGGGUCUUUACAUCCCCUGUCCGGAACGAUACAAGAACUACUGCGUCCACGGAGACUGCGAGUAUCCUAGCAACCUCUCGCCUCCCACCUGCAGUUGUCAUUCAGGCUUCGUUGGGCCGCAGUGUGACACAAAAGACUACAACGUGAUGUACGUGGUUCCCGGUUCGGGAAAACUCCGUUACGUGCUGAUCGCGUCCAUCAUCGGAGCUCUGCAGGUGGCCAUCAUCUGUCUGGUAGUGCUUUGCAUCACGCGACGGUGUCCACGUGGGAAUCGUAUAGCGCGCCAGAAGCAAACCGUUCCGCACUUCAACUCUGAAAACACCCUACGGGCCUCCACAAGACUCAUCUGACAAACCCUUAAACUUAGAGUGAUGUGCUAAAGACAGCAGAGAAAGGCCCCAGGGAAUUGUGGGAACACAACCUCUCCAGACAAGCGAUGCUGGAUGCGGAAUUGUGCUCAAACCUUAUCGGUCCUCGUUUCCUAUAGGGAAUAAACAGAGGAUGGGCCUCGUGAGCUUUGGUUUAUCCAGCUGGCCUGCAGGUCUUAAUAAGGCUCAGUGGAAAGAGAAAAGACAGUCAACUUCAGCGAGGGGAUGUCAGAAACACUCCCAUCCCUGGGGUUGCAACAAUCUGGAAAAGAGAAGUGCUUUCAGAUGGAUGUUUCAAUUGGUGGAGGUGUCACAUGUUGCCUUGUAUUUGUUGUCUAUGACACCAUAAAGGAAAAGAGCAGUCCAAGGCUGUUUGGUUAUGUAUUAUAUAUUUUGAAUAGGUUAAUAUUCUUGUGACGUUUUUCUUUGUUUUUAUUCGCUGUAAUGUAAAUAAAUAAUUUAUAUGAUGUGA